Pleurotus ostreatus (oyster mushroom) is the source of this 1197-nucleotide messenger RNA. RefSeq lists its product as uncharacterized. The transcript has 6 exons. Bases 1 to 1197 code for a protein of 398 amino acids. The record is from RefSeq and is a predicted model, not a curated record. Lineage: Eukaryota; Fungi; Basidiomycota; Agaricomycetes; Agaricales; Pleurotaceae.
AUGGACAACAGAAAAAUCAAGAGUAUGCUAUGGUCGCAAACCUUCGAAGCCCACUCCCUUACUCCACUCCCUCGAAUGUCUUUGAUGCUUACGCACGUCGCGUUCGCCGGCCCUCCUAGUGGUGCGAAGACGCGUGUAGACAUACUCUAUGAGGGGGCAAGACAUGAAAUGAUCUGCUGCUCGAUCGGCACAUUGAUUCGUGGAUUUAAGGAGCAACUUUAUAUUCGUCUUCCGUUUAUCUCCGAUAAAGAAUACAUAGUAAACGUUCGAGGAGAAUCGGACAUAUGCCUGGCGGGUUACAAUUUGUUGGAUCAUCAUCGCCCAGCAUCGGACCUCUACGCUGAAACGCAGCUGUUCGGUGAUUCAAGUCCUUCAUCCAAUCAGAUGAAGAAAAGUCCUGUCAAACAUGAGUUGGUUAAAGCAAUGAGAGGCACUUCUCCGGUUGAAGAGGAUGAUAUAACGCCCGAGAUCGUGCUCAGUGGCGACGAUACCAGGGUCGUGCCCUCUGCCCAGUGGACGAAUUUCUUAGGUUGGCAGAAGGAUCACGCUCAGAGGGUGACGUCCGAAUAUGAACAAGACGACGAAACUAGCCCUACAAGAAGCGAGAUCGGACAUCGCCGUACGACUUCACGAGGGCAUUUCGAAACAGAAAAAAACCCUCCAGGGAGCAAAGUCAAAGUCAAGACUGAACAAGUGGAGCCGACGACGAGUUCGCCUGCCAAGACGCUCGCCGUGCCUAUCAAGCUAGAGACCGUUCAACCUUCCCAAACACGAAAGAAGGCUCCAACGAGCAAACCCAAGGUCGACCGUGCAGAGUCGACGAGUUCACCUGUCAAGACGCUUGCGGCGACCGUCAAACUAGAGACCCCUCGAGCGCAAACCAAGGCUCCAACGAGCAACCCUCCAACGACGAUUCCGGAGUCCCCUAAUCCGAAGAAGAGGGCCGUCGCCAACGCAGACCUCCCCGAAUCUCCAAAACGACACAAGAAAGAGCAGGCGAAAGAAGGUCACGCAGACGCACCCACACACAAAGACGAACAAGAAGGUACUGGCCUUGUCAUCCAGCACGGCGAUGAGGUCGACGUUCGAUACGUUCUUUCGGUUCAGAACCAAGACGGGACGUAUACUAUCAGACGCGAGGCCAUAACCCUUACUACGGUGAAGAUCGGUGACGAAGCAGCGCUUUUCGGUGUGUAA